Echinops telfairi (small Madagascar hedgehog) is the source of this 1115-nucleotide messenger RNA. RefSeq names its product syntaxin 10 (gene STX10). Gene Ontology annotation, biological process: Golgi vesicle transport. The record is from RefSeq and is a predicted model, not a curated record. Bases 51 to 800 code for a protein of 249 amino acids. Gene Ontology annotation, cellular component: membrane. Lineage: Eukaryota; Metazoa; Chordata; Mammalia; Afrosoricida; Tenrecidae. The transcript is spliced from 8 exons.
GAGCACAGCCAAGAGGGGAAGGGGGCUCGGUCUAGGGGUGGGUAGGUGACAUGUCUUUCGAAGACCCGUUUUUUGUCGUGCGAGGCGAGGUGCAGAAGGCAGUCAACACAGCCCGUGGGCUUUACCAGCGCUGGUGCGAGCUUCUGCAGGAAGGCGCAGGCGUCGGUCGCGAGGAGCUGGACUGGACAACCAACGAGCUCCGGAAUGGUCUGCGCAGCAUCGAGUGGGACCUGGAGGACCUGGAGGAAACCAUCUCUAUCGUGGAGGCCAACCCCAGCAAGUUCAAGCUCCCUGCUGGGGACCUGCAGGAGAGAAAGGUGUUCGUGGAUCGCAUGCGAGAGGCUGUCCAGGAAAUGAGGGACCACAUGGUCAGCCCAGCUGCAGUCGCCUUCAUGGAGAGGAAUAAUAGAGAGAUCCUGGCUGGGAAGCCAGCCGCCCUCACGUCACACAGCGACCUGCUGGAUACCAGUGUGGUCUCGGCCUCUUCCCGCAGCAUCGAGGAGCAACAGGCCACACAACAGCUGAUCAUGGACCAGCAGGACCAACAGCUUGAAAUGGUGUCUGGGAGCAUCCAGGUCCUGAAGCACAUGUCUGGCCGAGUGGGGGAGGAGCUGGAUGAACAGGGCAUCAUGCUGGAUGCCUUCGCUCAAGAGAUGGACCACACCCAGUCCCGGAUGGAUGGGGUCCUCAGGAAGAUGGCCAAAGUAUCCCACAUGACAAGUGACCGCCAACAGUGGUGUGCCAUCGUGGUACUGUUGGGUGUGCUGCUCUUGGUCCUCAUCUUGCUCUUUUCCCUCUGACCUUGGCCCUCCCCAGGGGACCAGGUCCCUUGAGUUGGGGGUGGGGGAGGACCACCAAGCACUAUGGAGCUGAGCAGGGCCCUGCCCCCUGGGGAGGGGGCUGCACCUGGGGAGAUGCCCCCAAGGCUCUCAUCUGGAGUCAAAUGGGACCCUGGGGUGGGGGUGCACCAUCUGUCCUAAGUGUGCUUAGGCAGGGGUGGAGGUAGGGGCACUUGAGCUACCCAGCCCCUUUCCCCAAUGCUUUCAGUGUCCCAAAGCCAUUGUCCAUGUGCCUUGUCCAUGUGCCAACUUGGAAAUAAAAUCCUAACCUUUUUA